Alternaria alternata is the source of this 2567-nucleotide messenger RNA. Its product is annotated as barren. Gene Ontology annotation, cellular component: condensin complex. Gene Ontology annotation, molecular function: chromatin binding. The transcript is spliced from 3 exons. The record is from RefSeq and is a predicted model, not a curated record. NCBI's taxonomy places the organism in Eukaryota, Fungi, Ascomycota, Dothideomycetes, Pleosporales, Pleosporaceae. Bases 71 to 2452 code for a protein of 793 amino acids. Gene Ontology annotation, biological process: mitotic chromosome condensation.
CCCGCGCGGAUUCGCCCAAACAAACAACGCUCCGGCCAGGGCCAUCACAAGCACCACAACCCAACCCACCAUGGCGCGCACGACCAAGUACAACACGGCCGUCUCGCCGCAGAAGACACCCAUCAAGGUGCCGCUCAACGACGACCGACAGGAAAAGGCCAUCCGCCGCCAUGCACAGCAAGAAGCCCAGCGCAACUCGAUGCGCGCCUCGACGGCUACUGCCACGCCUGGAAGACGACGCACGUUGCAUGGCGCCGACCAUGACAGCCCCCAAACGCCCUCGCAAGACCAGGACGACAUGCCAGACAUCACUGGCAACGCCGUCACGCCGGGAAACCGCGGCGUCAUGCCCUUGCUGGCCAACUUCGAGGAAUGGAUGAAGAUGGCCACGGACAACAAAAUCAACGCAAACAACUCGUGGAACUUCGCUCUCAUCGAUUACUUUCACGAAAUGUCUCUACUCAAGGAAGGCGACGGCGUCAACUUUCAGAAGGCGAGCUGCACACUCGAUGGCUGCGUCAAGAUCUAUACCAGCAGGGUCGACAGCGUGGCCACCGACACGGGCAAGCUGCUUAGCGGACUCGCAGAGAAUGCCAGCAAGAAGCGGAGAGACGGUCAUGACGCUGAUGGAGGCGACGACGACGACGACGGCGAAGGCGAAGAUGGUGAGGAUGGAGAGGGUGGCCAGAAGAAGCGCAAGAAGAGGGCUGCCCGGUCGGCCGAAGCUACCCUCGCGUCUUCCUUUGCACAACUACAGAACAAGAAGAUGGAGCUCGAGUUUUCAGUAGAUCCGCUCUUCAAAAAAGCCUCCGCCGACUUUGACGAGGGCGGAGCAAAAGGUCUCCUCCUGAAUCACCUGGCCAUAGACGGAAGAGGCAGGAUCGUCUUUGACAGCAGCGACGACGCAAACGAUGCGACCGCCGACGACACACGUGCUACCCCAGUGCCCGAAGACGCCCAUAUGCAGCAAGACCAGUCCCAGACGCCCGAUGCUAUCGAUGUCGAUAUAUCUGGCCUGGCUGCCAGGUACUUUCCCGAUCUAUCCCAGCUCGACCGGGAGGACGUGUGCCCCUCGAUGAAGACGUUCGACCUUGGUGAUGUAAACGGUUCCAUGGAUCUUCCCUUUCUCAAGGCCCCCGAUGACUCUGCCAACGAAGACGGUGCCAAAGAUGAAGAAGACGAGGCGGGCAACCGGUCAGGCCUCUUUUUGGAUGACGACAAUCCUAUGGGCUUCGACGAUGACGACGACGUGAACAUGGGCGGAUUCGACCUACCUCCGGAAACGGGCUUUGGCGAAGGCGGAGAGGUCUGGGCUCGUCAAGUAAUCCAACAUCCACAGGCUCGCGUUCACACUAUGGGCCUUGAAGGGGAUGAGGAGCCAGACAGCGCCGAGGGUGCACUCGGCACUGGUGCUCAAUAUGGCGUCUCUAUGAUGCACGGUCGUGAUCAAGAACAGGAGAAUAUUCUGACCUACUUCGAUCAAGCUCUUAAGAAGAGCUGGGCAGGUCCUGAGCAUUGGCGUAUCUCACGAGUCAAGCAUUCUGCAAAGGCAACACCAGCAACGAAACGGAAAGAGAGGGAGCCCUUCGAGAUUGACUUCGCCGCACCCAUGGCUCAGACACUAGCUGAUAUGCUCUACACGCCUGCAACAUCCAAUUCAACUAUAUCUCUACCAAAAGCGCAAUGGAAGUCCAAGUCGCGUAAUCUUCUCCCAGACGACAAGCAUUUCAACUCGAAGCAGCUAUUGCGUCUCUUCUUGAAACCCAAAGCACGUAUGGACUCCCGAAAGGGCGGACGCCGUGCACAAGCACAGUCUGGAGACCCAGCACGCGUCGACGAAGCAUACUGGGCUGAUCAAGGUCAAGAAGGCGAGGGUGACGACAUACAGGGCAAUUACGAUGCCGACUUCUUCCAAGAUGAUGGUUUGCCAAUGCCUGGUGGGCCUAUCGACGAUGAGGACGUUUUCGCAGACGCUCGCGACCACUUUUCGCCGCCGCCUGACGCACCCGAAGCUACACUACCAAUAGACGGCAUGCUACCUAGCUCGCAGACUGACGCGUUUGGUGCGCAGCUAGUAACACAAAGCCGACGAUUCCGGCCCGAAUACGUGCAGUACGCAAGAGUCGCAAAGAAGGUGGACGUGAAAAGAUUGAAGGACGAGCUAUGGAAAGGUAUCGGAUUCGAAGACAUCUCUGGGCCUCCUCAACCCAACGUCGCCGACGAUCCAGCAAACAAAGCUGUCGAUGGUUCAUUGACUUUUACCGAUGUCGUCAACAGCUUACAGGCUGUGUAUCCGAAACAAACCAUGGCCGAUAUCUCAACGAGUUAUUGCUUCAUCUGCUUGCUGCAUCUAGCCAACGAACAAGGUUUGGUUAUCGAGAAUCAAGAGAAGUACGAGAACCUUACCAUACGGAAAGACUUCACGGCGGAGUUGGAUGUUGGUGGGGCAUGAGGUCCUACUAUCUGGGUCACUCAUUCUCACAGCUCGCCUUAUAGCUGAUUGAAACACGACUCUAAUUUAUACAUUAUUAGAACCAAUGAUACCUUGCUUCAUGAGCUGCAAGCGU